Molecule: messenger RNA, 1449 nt
Organism: Trichomonas vaginalis G3
Lineage: Eukaryota; Parabasalia; Trichomonadida; Trichomonadidae
Product: proteasome regulatory particle assembly
Exons: 1
Coding region: 1-1449 (482 amino acids)
Molecular function (GO): protein binding
Source: RefSeq, a predicted model, not a curated record
AUGAGUAAAUUCCCAUAUGACGCACUUAUGGAUUCUGUCAAAGAACUUAAUGAUAUUUUUCAUAGAUUGUAUAGACUAAAGAUAACAAGUGCAGGCGAAAUCAAUGCUUUUUUCAAAGAAAUUGAUAAUAAUUUUGGUGAUUGUCUUAAAUCUGACCUUCUUCAAGCAAUUUCAAGUGCUUUAAGAGCGAACAAUCGUUAUAUUAUGACUUAUUUGACUUUAAUGCAAAAGUUUUACCAAAAGUAUCCAGAUUUAAAUAGUCAACAUGAUUCAUCUCUUGGAGAACACAUUCUACAGAAAUACUUUGGAAUUACUGUAACUAAACCAUACCAAUUCAAAAUCAGUAACUUAUUAAAAUCAAUCAUUUAUGAUGACGUGAAAUUGCUUGCUCCUUUCACAGAACAAAAUGAAUAUUCUCAUCUUCAAGAGAUCGACUUUUCUUAUUUUCCAUGCGUGAAAAAUAAAUUAAAUCUUCUUGAAACAUGUUGUUAUUACGGUUCAGUUAAUUGUUUCAAGUUUUUAAGAUCAAAAUUCUCUUCAGGAGUCACAAAAGUUUGUCUUCAACUUUCAUUUUUAGGAGGAAAUCCCGAUAUUAUGAGUGAAUGUUUGAAAUAUCAAAAACCAAAUGAAAAAUGCAUGAAAUAUGCAAUUAUGUCUCACAACGUCGAUUUUGUUACAUAUCUAAUGAACGAACAUAAUAUUCCAAUUGACAUCAACAUGUGCAUAUAUUACGAUAACAUCCAAGCAUUUCUUAUUCAUUUCGAUCAAUCAAAUGAUAUGGAGAGAUUCAUUAUUGGAACAAUUGAUUUACUACUUUGUUAUCCAAGAUUUAAUUUAUCUGUAAUAACUAAAAUUGUUUUUUCUCUUUUACCUAAAAUUAUGGAUAAAAAAUACCAAGGACUCCUUAAUAGUGCAAAAGCAAUUCUUUUCAAUGAAUUUGAUGAUGUAGAUUUUAAUUUCAUUGAUGAUUACGUGAAAACAUUUCUUCAUUAUGUUGCAGAAUACUUUCAUUGGUCGAAUAAUGUUGUACUUUAUUAUAAUGAAGAAUCUAUCCUCAACAACCAAGACAAUGAAGGGAAGACAGCUCUUCAUUAUGCAACAAUUAGUGAUAAUAUAGAUUUUUUAGACCAAUUGAAAUUUUAUGAAAUAAAUACUGAAACACAAGACAAUGAAGGGAAGACAGCUCUUCAUUAUGCAGUAAUGAAUGAUAAUGAAUAUUUUACAAAACGAUUGUUAAAUUUUAAUGACAAAAGUACUGAAAUAUCCGACAAUGAUGGGAAAUUACCUUUACAUUACGCAGUAAUAGGUGGUAAUGUCAAAAUUGCGUUAGCAGUCAUAGAAAGAACCAGUAGGAUAAGAAAAAGGGAUAAUAAUUCGAAAUUUCCUCUUCAAUAUGCUGUCGAUGAUCCAGAAAUGUUUGAAAAUCUAAUUUAUGACCCAAAAACAUGA